CUAACCUAAACGUCAAAUCUUUCAAAUUGUAAUUAUUUAAGCCGGAAAGUGAUUACAUGUACUGAAAUUUGCGUGUUUUAAAUUUAAAUGAAACGAGAACAAUCGCGCCCAAGCACCGUCUAAUCUGCUCAAUUUUGACGUGAAAAUGUUAGGUUAGAGAUCAAAGUUUCAAAACCUUUGUAAGAGUCCUGGAAGGGUAUUUUGGCUACCAAAAUGUCAUCUUCAUGGAAAAACGUCCACAACUGCAAACAGUGUCCCUAUUUUACAACAUCGGUUUUCUUACUGGCGAACCACACGCGACGACACCGUUCCUCUCUGGAAAAAUAUACGUGCGAAAACACCAAAAUUGAAGACUAUUAUUGUAAAGACUGCGAUUUUAAAACCGAACUAACGAUUCUGUUCAAACAACACAUUAAUAAAUAUCACGGCAUUAAAAACGAAUCUGAGGACGAUUUAUCACUGCAGGACUUCAGUGUACAAAACUACGUCUGCAAAAAGUGCGAUUUCCAAACAAAUUUUUUGUUAAAGUGGGGUCAGCACACUUCAGAAUGCUGUGGAAAAAAGGAAAAUCUGCUAAGUGUGAGUUCUGUGAAAGAAAAUAUUUUCCAUUUCAAGAAAAUUAACGGAGAACGUUGGUAUUACUGUGCGCAAUGUUCCUAUAAAUCUACGAGAAAAAGCAGUUUAAAAUGUCACAUGGAAUGGCGCCAUUCGAACACGUGGUAUGCAUGCAACAAGUGUCAAUUUAAAAGUAAAUCUGAAACAGGUUUAAAAUACCACGUAAAACGAAGACACAUAGACGAACAAGACGUUGAAUGGCACAAAUGUGACAAGUGUCCAUACAAAACCGCAACAAAAUGCUACUUAAAUAGCCACGUAAAGUUACACUUGAAAGACGAUGAAGCUAGAUGGUACCGAUGCAACGAGUGUUCGUACAAAACUAAGUACAAAGGUUAUGUGAAGAUUCACGUGAAUUUAAAACAUUUACACGAGGAUAAAAUUACGUGGUAUGAGUGUGAACAGUGUCAGUAUAAAACUAGGAAUAAAGCGUAUUUAAAAAUACACGUGAAUAAAAGCCACGUGAAAAAGAAUGCCAAGUGGCAUGUAUGUGAUAAGUGUUCAUUUAAAACCACAGUGAAAAGUGCUUUACAACAACACGUAAAAUUUUUUCACGUCAAUGAAAACGACGCUACGUGGUAUGAAUGCAAUGGGUGUCCGUUUAAAACCAUGGUUAAAGCAUAUUUGGACAAGCAUGUAAAAGCGAAGCAUCUGAAUGAAGAAAAAACUAAGUUGUACGAGUGUAAAAGUUGCCCAUUCACGACUAAAUGGGCGUCGAGUUUAAAUAAGCACGUAAUUCGGAGACAUUUGGAUGAGGGAAAAAGUUCAGUGGCGUGAAUGUGAAGUUUGGUCAUUCAGAAACAAAUGUAUUACAGAUUUAAAGAAAUAUGUUUUUUUGAGAUUCAUGAUUUUGUAAAUAGCAUUUAAUUUAUUUUAAGUUUGGUGUAGAGAA
Molecule: messenger RNA, 1507 nt
Organism: Zophobas morio
Lineage: Eukaryota; Metazoa; Arthropoda; Insecta; Coleoptera; Tenebrionidae
Product: zinc finger Y-chromosomal protein 2-like
Exons: 2
Coding region: 214-1392 (392 amino acids)
Biological process (GO): regulation of transcription by RNA polymerase II
Molecular function (GO): DNA-binding transcription factor activity, RNA polymerase II-specific; RNA polymerase II transcription regulatory region sequence-specific DNA binding
Source: RefSeq, a predicted model, not a curated record